AUGGCUCAAGAAAAGAAGGCAGAGGACCCUGACAGAGGCAUGGACGUCACCCCAGCUCCUCUCAAGCUGUGGAGCACUCACUGUGAUGAAGAGGUGCUCCUGAGGCUCUCCAGACAUGGACCCGGCCACGAGACCCCAAUGACCAUCCCUGAGCUGUUUCAGGAGUCUGUUGAGCGAUUUGGUGCUUACCCAGCCCUGGCAUCGAAGAACGACAGAAAGUGGGACACAUUGACAUUCAGCCAGUAUUACGAAGCAUGCCGCAAGGCAGCCAAAUCUCUCAUCAAGCUGGGCCUGCAGCGCUUCCAUGGUGUCGGCAUCCUGGGCUCUAACUCCCCUGAGUGGGUCAUCGGCGCCAUUGGUGCCAUCUUGGCCGGGGGCCUCUGUGUUGGUAUCUAUGCCACCAACUCAGCCGAAGCGUGCCAGUAUGUCAUCGAGCAUGCCAGGUUGAACGUCUUGCUGGUGGAGAAUGACCAACAGCUGCAGAAAAUCCUGUCGAUUCCACCGGACAAGAGGGAGUCUGUGAAAACCAUCGUGCAAUACAAGCUGCCAUUGGAGGAAAGCGGCAGGAACCUGUACUCCUGGCAUGACUUCAUGGAGCUGGGUAAUGCCAUCACCAACAUGCAGCUGGAUCGUAUCAUCUUGAGCCAGAACCCCAACCAGUGCGCAGUCCUCAUCUACACCUCGGGCACCACAGGGGAACCCAAAGGGGUGAUGCUGAGCCAUGACAACAUCACCUGGACCUCAGGGGCCAUGGCCCGGGAGCUGGAACUGAGCCACCACACCUCAGGGCACCAGAACUCAAUAGUCAGCUACCUGCCCCUCAGCCACAUUUCGGCCCAGAUGAUGGACAUCUGGAUCCCCAUCAAGGUCGGGGGGAUCACUUUCUUCGCUCAACCAGAUGCACUCAGGGGCACCUUGGUGUACACCCUUCAGGAGGUGAAGCCUACUAUUUUCCUGGGGGUGCCUCGUGUCUGGGAAAAGAUGCAGGAGAACAUCAAGGAAAAUAUAUACAAGUCCUCCGGUCUGAGGAAGAAGGUGUUCACAUGGGCGAAGAUGCUCGGCUUGAAAGUCAACACCAAGCGGAUGCUGGGGAAGCAAGACGUCCCCAUGAACUACCGCAUGGCCAAGGCUCUUGUGUUCACAAAGAUCAGAAACUCCCUGGGCCUGGACAACUGCCACUCCUUCUUCAGUGGGACUGCGCCCCUCUCCCAGGACAUCUUAGAGUUCUUCCUCAGUUUGGACAUCCCCAUUGGUGAGAUCUACGGGUUGAGUGAGUGCUCUGGACCACACUCAGUCUCCUCCAAUAACAGCUACAAGAUUUUGAGCUGUGGCAGGAUCUUGAAUGGCUGCCAGAACAUGCUGUACCAGCAGAACAAAGACGGUGUGGGUGAAAUCUGCAUCUGGGGCCGGCACGUCUUCAUGGGCUACCUGGACAUGGAGGACGCUACGCUGGAAGUGCUGGAUGAUGACGGCUGGCUGCACUCUGGGGACUUGGGUCGCAUGGACAACCAAGAUUUCCUAUAUAUCACCGGCCGAAUCAAAGAGUUCCUGAUCACUGCUGGCGGUGAGAACGUGUCCCCCGUCCCCAUCGAGUCCCUGGUGAAGGAGAGGAUCCCCAUUAUCAGCAACGCCAUGUUGCAUGGCUGCAGGCUCUGCUUUUUGGUCUGGGUUGUCCUGGGGCAGAGUGAGACAGACCAGAUGAGCGGAGAGCCCCUGGACAAGCUGAGCUUGGAAGCCGUGAACUUCUGCCGGGCGCUGGGUAGCAAGGCAGUCACCGUGUCGGACAUAGUGAAGCAGCGAGACCCUAUGGUCUACACAGCCAUCCAGUGUGGCAUAGACAUGGUGAAUCAGGAAGCGGCCUCUGAUGGGCAGAGAAUUCGGAAGUGGCUCAUCUUAGACAAAGACUUUUCUAUCUACGGUGGAGAGCUAGGGCAGACAUCAAAACUCCGGAGAUGCAUCAUAAGCCAGAAAUACAAAACUCAAAUCGAUUCCAUGUACUUGUGA
Molecule: messenger RNA, 2004 nt
Organism: Cricetulus griseus (Chinese hamster)
Lineage: Eukaryota; Metazoa; Chordata; Mammalia; Rodentia; Cricetidae
Source: RefSeq, a predicted model, not a curated record